GCAGAGGAAGAGGUUUUGCCUCCAGGCAAUCUUAUCCCAGGGCUAGCCAAAGUCAAAGAUAUAAGUCAUUGUCAAGGACAGUGUCCAAUGAUAUAGCUGAAGUAAAGCGGAUCAUUGAUAUGGCAGAGAAACCGUUUCUUAGCCUUCACACUGUAGAAAGUACCAGUGAAACUGCAUGUGAAAAUCAAGAGUUUACCAAUGAAGUAGUGGAUAUCUGCGUUGAAAAUUCGGAGCCUAAUUUGAAUACUGAAGAAAAUUUUGAUGGGUCAAACAAUCACGAAUUAAUUGAAAUUGUAUGUUAUAACAACGAUCAAACGGUAUUGAAACAGGAUCAACAUAGCGACGCCAUGCAAAUUGAAUCGUUCGAUGAAAAUGUUGAGAAUCUCGAGCCAAGCAUUAAUGAAGACAUGAGUAUUUCUAAAAUGGAUGAAGACUUGGAACCUCCUGUUAUCGUUGUAAGCACGAUCGAAGAUUCGGGAGACGAUUGUCCCGCAGAUAGUAAGAUUUUUUGUAACGCAAAUCUUGGGUUGCUUAGUUUUAGAGGGGUGAUGGUAUUUACUAUAUGUUAAGAACAAUUUCUUAAGUUCGGCUCUUUGUGCUUAAUUGCAGGUUCUGAAACAAAUUGUUUAAAGCUUGCACAUUUCAAGACAUUUAAUUCAAUAAAUAAAUAAAAAUAUUCGAAGGCCGAAAAUCUCCAGACACGAAUCCCGUAAUUUAUAUAAGAAUACCAUUGUCAAAGUAAAGGAAAUUUUCGGGGGUAAUACCACGAGUGCUUUGAAAUUAACGAUAAUUUUUCACGAUUGCAUGUUUUCCAUAAUUUCACGAGUCCGAAGGACGAGUGAAAUUUGCAAGGAAAACAUGCCAGAGUGAAA
Messenger RNA from Dendroctonus ponderosae (mountain pine beetle), 872 nucleotides. RefSeq lists its product as uncharacterized. The record is from RefSeq and is a predicted model, not a curated record. NCBI's taxonomy places the organism in Eukaryota, Metazoa, Arthropoda, Insecta, Coleoptera, Curculionidae.